AUGGAUUCAAUCGUUUCUGUGUUUGGAUCCUAUGUUGACUGGGAUGUCAAAAGUCUGCUGCUCUUCACUGCAGUUUUCAUCCUCACUGCAGAUUAUAUUAAAACAAGGCAGCCGGACAGCUUCCCUCCAGGACCCCGGACAUUUCCUAUUGUGGGCAACAUAUUAAAUGUGGAUUUUACCAGGACCCAUGAAAUUUUGACACAGUUUGUAGGGAGAUAUGGAGAUGUGUUCAGCUUGCGAAUAGGCCAGACAUGGAUGGUGGUGCUAAAUGGGUUUGAGGUUCUGAAAGAAGCUCUGGUAAAUCAGGGAGACAGCCUGGAGGACCGCCCAUACAUCCCUCUGGUGGAGGAUGUGUCCCAUGGACGAGGUUUAAUUUUCAGUAAUGGCAACACAUGGAAGCAGCAGAGGCGUUUUGCAUUUUCAACGCUUAAAUAUUUUGGAUUUGGCAAGAAGUCACUUGAACCCAUCAUCUUGGAUGAAUUUGCAUAUUGUGCAAAAGUCUUCAAAAGCUAUAAAGGGAAACCAUUCAAUCCACACCUCAUCAUCAACAACACUGUCUCCAACAUCAUCUGCUACCUGGUUUUUGGUCAUCGCUUUGAGUAUAGUGAUGAGAAGUUCGUGAAACUGAUGAAAUGGUUUGGCAAAGGUCUCGAAAUUGAAGUUUCCAUUUGGGCACAGCUUUACAACUCAUUCCCUCUGCUGAUGAGACGUUUGCCGGGGCCACACCAGACAGCCAAGCACAUCUGGAACAGUACAAAUGACUUCAUUAGAGAGGAGAUUAAGGAGCACAGACAGAACUGGGAUCCCUCAGACCAAAGAGACUACAUCGACUGCUACCUGAAUGAGAUUCAGAUGAGAAAUGGGCAGGGUGGCAAUGCUUUUGAUGAGGAAAACCUGGUUAUGUGUGUCAUGGAUCUGUUUGUGUCCGGCUCUGAGACCACAUCCACCACCCUACGCUGGGCUUUCCUCUACAUGGCAAAGUACCCCGAGAUUCAAGCAAAGGUCCAGGCUGAGAUAGACAGAGUGAUUGGACAGUCCAGACAGCCAUCCAUGGAAGAUCGUGCAAACCUGCCCUACACCGAUGCUGUUUUACACGAGAUCCAGAGGUUUGGCAACGUAAUUCCUCUCAGCCUGCCUCGUGUUACCGACAGGGACAUCCAGCUGGGAGGCUACACAAUCCCAAAGGGAGUCUUGAUAAUCCCCAAUCUGACCUCGGUGCUGUUCGACAAGAAUGAGUGGGAGACACCCGACACCUUUAAUCCAGGACAAUUUCUGAACAAGGAGGGCAAGUUUGUGAAGCGAGCUGCUUUCAUCCCUUUCUCUACUGGUAAGCGGGCAUGUCUUGGGGAGAGCCUGGCCAAGAUGCAUCUUUUCAUCUUCUUCACCUCAUUUAUGCAGCACUUCACCUUCUCCAUGCCUGCUGGGGUCAAGCCUGUGAUGGACUUUCACUUUGGCAUCACUUUGGCGCCACGUGAAUAUGAAAUCUGCGCAACCUCCCGCUAAGAGUAGCUCUUACAUAAAAAAAUACAAAAAGCAAUUUGUUUUUUUCUGUCAUCACUACUCAUGAUUAUGUCACAGGGUGACAGGGUUUAGUGAAAUCCAA
Molecule: messenger RNA, 1603 nt
Organism: Sander lucioperca (pikeperch)
Lineage: Eukaryota; Metazoa; Chordata; Actinopteri; Perciformes; Percidae
Product: cytochrome P450 2J2-like
Exons: 9
Coding region: 1-1503 (500 amino acids)
Biological process (GO): xenobiotic metabolic process
Cellular component (GO): cytoplasm; intracellular membrane-bounded organelle
Molecular function (GO): heme binding; oxidoreductase activity, acting on paired donors, with incorporation or reduction of molecular oxygen, reduced flavin or flavoprotein as one donor, and incorporation of one atom of oxygen; iron ion binding
Source: RefSeq, a predicted model, not a curated record